GCACCGCUCGCGGCCGCCGCCGCCCGCCAUGGCCGACAUGCCGGACCUCUCGCACCUCACGCCCGAGGAGCGCGCCAUCAUCGAGGGCGUCAUGAUGCGCCAGCGACAAGAGGAGCAACGCGAACAUGAGAUCAUGAGGCGAAAGCAAGACGAAGUUGCAGUCUUAGAACAAUCAAUACGCACGAGGAAUGAAAUGCAGCGGGCAGCCGGCGUCGAACUAGCAGCCACCUGCCACAUUUGUCUCAAGACAAAGUUUGCCGACGGUGUCGGACACUCCUGCCACUACUGUCGAGUGAGGUGUUGCGCCAGGUGUGGCGGAAAAGUCACACUACGCUCUAACAAGGUUAUAUGGGUGUGCAUUUUAUGUCGCAAAAAACAAGAACUGCUGUCGAAAACUGGGCAGUGGAUACAUAAAAGUGCCGGACAAGACUCCAUGCUAUGGAGAAUGGAGGCAGAUAUGCGAGGCCUUCCGCCUCAAGCCGACGCUUCGUUAGAUAAAAGACCUAAAUUAGAGCGAGCCCACAGCGCUGCUGAAAAAGAAAAUCUUCCUCUGCAGAGAACGGGCAGCGCUCUGCGCAGGCAAUACAGUCAACAAGAGCCACGAUGUUAUGGGGAACUAGAGGGUUUGGCUCGAACCCAUCCGCAUUUAGUUCACCCCAGACAGAAAGCCGCAUAUGGGGUAGAGGAUGUACCACCACCGACUGCGCAGCUGAUGCCUCAUCCAGCAUCACACCCUCCACUUCCACCUCGAUCGUCGUCCUCAGACGAUGAGGUAGCAGAGUGUAUUUCCGACGAGAACGAUGAAUAUCGUGACCGAGGACAACUUGAGGCACUCCGGCACCCGCACCUGCGCAGCGCCAGUGUAGCUGUCAACAAUUAUUACAAUUUAACUAAUCAUUCACCGGCCGCUUACGAGGCAGAGGCGCGCGGUCCAUUUGAAGCAGCGAGGGCAGCGCCUACCGGUGGCCGCAGCUUUGACUCUGUGACCGACUGUCGGUGGCGGGCUCGCGACGACGGUGAGGGCGCGUACCUGCGCCCGUACGCUCCGGACGAGGGCCCGCGCCCUGAUCGAGCUGUCUAUAAGAGUGCCUAUUUGUGGGAAGACUCCUCUGAUAACAGACGAUUUACGGAGAGGAGAAAAAAAACUGUCCGUUUCGAUGGACACGAGGGCGCAGCGACGUUCCCGCGGGGCGGACGGGAUGCGUCGGCGGCGCCGCAUGAUUGGGCUUCCCUCCGCUGGGAGUCUGAACGCCAGACCAGUCAAGACUCCGCUACUAAAGACUCGGGCAUCGAUACCUCUAGCACCUUCACGUCUAGUGAAGACUCAAAUAGAGGCGAUUGCCCUAAGUUCCCACAGAGUUGGCAAGUGUCGGCGGACGGUACUCGGAUGUGUGGUCACAUGGUGCUGCGCAAGAGUGUAGUGGAGGGCAGUACACAUUCCUCUGCUGCUAUUCUUGGACUAAAAGUUGUAGGAGGAAAAUUAUUGCCUGAUGGUACACGAGGUGCAAUUGUAGAAAAAGUUAAAAAGGGCUCUAUAGCCGAUUUAGAAGGACAAUUAAGAAUAGGAGAUGAAGUUUUGCAAUGGAAUGGAGUAGCCCUUCAGGGCAGAAGCUCAGAUGAAGUGGCAGCUAUAGUUGCGGAUAGUAAACACGAUUCUCAUGUGGAAUUGGUAGUGUCUCGACCUAUAACCGCCACGAGGACACCUGCACAGCCUUGGCGAACUCAUAAAGGUCGAUUGGGUUGUGCAGAAGUAUAUACAGAGGUUAUGGGUGGGUGUGAAAAACCCAGUGUUCUUGUAACGUCACCCGGCUCGCCUGAUGUUCACGCUCGUCGUCGACCGGCGAGACAUAAUCACCAUAACGCCAACGUCGCCGGCCGAAUACAGCUGAAAAUAUACUUCGACAUCAGCGCUCUACAACUAUUAGUAACUGUAGUAUCUGCAAGUGGCCUAAGUCCUCGACCCGAUGGCACCACAAGAUGUCCAUACGCGAAGAUUUUUCUUUUACCCGAUAAAAGUGAAAAAAGUAAACGUAGAACCAAAACAUUGGCAAACACUUUAGAACCACGGUGGAAUCAAACUUUUGUUUACUGUGGUAUACGAAUUACUGACAUCAAGAAGAGAACAUUAGAGGUGACAGUAUGGGAUUUAAAUCGCUACGGUCCAAAUGAUUUUCUUGGUGAAGUUCUACUCGAUCUUGAUAAUGUUGUGAUGAAUCACGAACCCAAUUGGUACAAUCUUAGACCACACGAGGAAACUGCUAAUUUUAGUAGAUACCGUGAAGAGGAGGCGGAUGGAGAACACCUUUCGCCGCCAUCAACCUCCACGUCUCGGCUCUCAGACUCCGACACACCCAGUGAGUGUGACUUGCGGCGUCACCACUCGCUCUCUAGUCUCGCGUCCAGCUCCAGUCCACCGCCUCCACAUGAGCGAAUGGAUAUGGACAACACACGUAGUAGUAGACGUGACAUGUCCCCCGCGGGAAGAAUACGUGCCGCCGGUAUGACCAGAGAACGAAGCGGAGGAUACAGCGUAGCGCGGUCACAGUCUGCAGCGGGAGUGGCCCGACCGCAGCGCGCGCGCAGCAAGUCGCCGCGACGGUCGUUGUCGCCUCCCGCCGAUCGCAACGGCUGGCGUUACACAGUAGGUGAUGAACGAAGUGCUGGUGACGCGUCGCGACUGCCUACGCAUGCAUACGCGCCGCGGUUUCAGUCGCGUUCUGCCACUGCCACGCCCACUACCAGUCCAAAGAAACGACAACUACCACAAAUACCUCACCAGAAUGCACAGCGAGCAGUACGGGCGCAAGUCUCCGCAGACCUCGAGGAACGUAAGUGGAUCGCCCCGCAUCACAUUGGCGCCACACUUACCUACCGCAGCACGCCACAAGGUUGGGAGCGACAUUACGCUGGCUUAUCAGAUUCCGAGUUGGCGGCGCGAGGAGGAGGCGGUUGGGCGCCACGCCGGAGACUGUCGCCCGACGCGACCGCUGCUGACUCAGACCUGGAAUCGGUAGCAUCUGUCACAUCCAGCGCAUUUAGCACGCAGUCAGAAAGACCCAGGCCCACUCGAAUGCUCAGUAAUGACUACGGUGGACGCGAGAAUGGCCGUGGUAAUAAUCAACACCAGCCAAUAGAGCGUCGUGAAUCCAGACGUGGACAAUUCACACGUAGCCUUAGCAACGCUGAUGUACCCCCCGACGAAAAAGCAGACGGCAGCCUCAGUGACACAGCUAUCGGCGGUGCCAGUGAAAUGGAGCCAUCUGCGGACGAUGUGCUACUAAAAGCAGAGCCGCGAGAUUAUUUCGGAACUGGAAUGGGAAAGAAGAGUAACUCUACCUCGCAGCUAUCGGCCACAGGACGGAAACGGAGGUUAGGUUUCGGUAAACGUGGAAAAAAUUCGUUUACGGUACAACGCAGCGAAGAAGUGGUGCCAGGCGAAAUGCGUGGAGUUGCGUCUGGAGUGUCGCGAGCCUCCUCCGCAUCCAGUGAAAACGAUGACGACAGGUGGUCGCCGGGUAUGCGCGCCUCGGGGUCGGACGGCGGAGGGCUGUCUGACUUCAUUGAUGGCCUAGGCCCGGGACAACUCGUCGGUAGACAGUUGCUAGGCGCGCCAACUUUGGGCGAUGUACAACUCUCCAUGUGCUACCAAAAAGGAUUCCUUGAAGUGGAAGUAAUACGAGCGCGAGGACUGCAAGCGCGACAAGGUUGCCGCACUCUACCCGCGCCUUACGUAAAAGUGUACCUCGUGAGCGGCAAACGGUGCGUCGCCAAGGCCAAGACGACCACUGCGCGACGCACGCUCGACCCUCUGUAUCAACAGACACUUACGUUCAGAGAGAACUUCAAGGGAUGUGUUUUACAAGUAACAGUGUGGGGCGACUAUGGUCGCAUUGAGGGCAAGAAAGUCUUCAUGGGUGUAGCCCAAAUAAUGCUCGAUGACCUUAACCUCUCCAAUAUCGUCAUUGGAUGGUAUAAGCUUUUCGGAACUACAAGCUUGUAACCGAGAAUCAACACUGUCCACGCGAGUAUUUGGAGAAGUUACAUCAUCACAAUAAAAAUUAAAACAUGUCCAAGUAAUACAUUUAGUGAUACUGCUUUAAAUAUCAUGAUAAAACGCAAAAUAUCUUGAAUAUAGGAAAAUUUUCUAUAAAACGAAUGGUAUUAUAAUAAGUUGUAUUUUUAUUUUCUU
Molecule: messenger RNA, 4189 nt
Organism: Achroia grisella
Lineage: Eukaryota; Metazoa; Arthropoda; Insecta; Lepidoptera; Pyralidae
Gene: Rim
Product: regulating synaptic membrane exocytosis protein 2
Exons: 22
Coding region: 29-4000 (1323 amino acids)
Biological process (GO): calcium ion-regulated exocytosis of neurotransmitter; regulation of synaptic plasticity; regulation of membrane potential
Cellular component (GO): cytoskeleton of presynaptic active zone; presynaptic membrane
Molecular function (GO): small GTPase binding; transmembrane transporter binding
Source: RefSeq, a predicted model, not a curated record